AUGGCUGGAAAGACGGCUUUAGUACUUGGCGGAACAGGUGCUGUUGGUAAGACACUUGUAAGAGAUUUGUUACAUAACGGCGGGUUUUCUAGAAUUACCACCGUGGGAAGAAGAGAGUUUGAAUAUGAUGGUCCGAAUAAAGACAUACUGACACAAAAAGUAAUCGACUUUGAAAAGAUUGAUGACUUUAAAGAUGUCUUUGUAGGUCAUGAUGUCGUCUUUUGUACUCUAGGCACUACUCGAGCACAGGCAGGCUCAGCUUCACGAUUUGUUGAGAUAGACAAGGGUUACGUCAUUUCAUCGGCGAAAAUAAUCAAGCAACAAAAUCAAGACAGAGAUGUUCAUUAUCUAUACUGCUCAAGCACCGGUGCUAACAAGGAUUCAAUGUUUCUAUAUCCUCGAACAAAGGGAGAGAUAGAACAUGAAUUAGGAGAUGUUGGGUUUAAAAGAGUAACUAUAUUUAGGCCCGGCUUUUUGAAAGCGGAAGAAGAGAGACCCGAUCGGAGACUUUUCGAAAAAUAUUUACUUGGUACCGUAAUUGGACUGAUGAAACUCGUAGGCAGUAAGGGCUAUGUCGAUGUUGCCACUGUCGGAAGAGCAAUGCGUAGAUAUGCCGUCGGCGAAUCGUCAAUUUCCCCUGAUGCGAAAACGUUGGAGAAUGGAACACAAUUUGAGAUAUUUGAUAACAAAAGUAUACACGAGAUGGGAGCUGAGAAAUAA
Molecule: messenger RNA, 720 nt
Organism: Paraglomus occultum
Lineage: Eukaryota; Fungi; Glomeromycota; Glomeromycetes; Paraglomerales; Paraglomeraceae
Source: the annotation of a GenBank genome assembly